AUGUGCGGCAUUCAUGCCGUGAUCGCCUCUCGAGACACCCCAGCCCUUUCUCGUGAGGUUGAGGAGAAAUUGCAUGCAAGGGGACCAGACCAUGUCGGGACAACACGCGUCGAGUUUGGCGACGCGUCCGUGACGUUGACCUCCACAGUCCUCUCUCUCCGAGGUGAUCACAUUGCGCGGCAGCCACUGGUCGAUCCAAAGAGCGGCUCUUCUCUCUGCUGGAACGGCGAGGUGUGGCGGAUUGAUGGGCUCCUGGUUACGGGCAGUGACACCGAAGCGGUGUUUCAGCUUCUCGUCAAGGCAAGCUCACAUCGUGCCGCGGACUUGUCUGAGGAAGACCCAGUCCUCGCUGCACUGCGAACUAUUGAAGGCCCAUUCGCGUUUGUGUUUGUCGACAGACCGGCUCAGCGCCUGUACUAUGGCCGCGAUCGACUCGGUCGGCGCUCCUUGCUCGUCCAGACUGGACCCAGUAUUACGCUGUCCAGCGUAGCCGAAUCCACAUCCGAGGGAUGGCGAGAAGUCGAAGCCGACGGCUGCUAUAGCUUAUCACUCGACCGUUCAGAUCCUGGCGCAGUCUUCGAACCUCAGCGGCACGCUUGGCUCGAAGGCGAUGACUUGCCCAUUGAUCUACUGAACGUUGCGUUUGAAAACCCGCGCAUCGCCGCGCAGCAUCAGGACCUUUCGACCGACGACCUAUUUGAGCUCUGUCCGGACCGCAUCACCGCCAGGAAAACCUUCGCUGAACUGCAGGCUGCAUGCCCCGGGAGGAAAUGGAGGCUCGUUGCGGUCAAUGUCCCAUACUCCCAGACAAGAGCUCAUCGCGCUGAGAUUGUGCACUUGAUGUAUCCUCACAAUACCGAAAUGGACCUCUCCAUUGCCAAUGCCCUCUACUUUGCGGCCAGGGGCCAGGGGCAAGGUUGUCUUGCUAUGGAAUCGCCCUCGACACCCUACACAACCACAGCUCGUGUCCUUUUAUCGGGCCUUGGCGCAGACGAGCUUUUCGGCGGCUAUGUGCGCCACAACACAGCCUUUCAACGCAAUGGCUAUCCCGGUCUCACCGAGGAAUUAAAAUUGGAUGUCAGUCGUCUGGGCAAGCGUAAUCUUGGUCGCGAUGACAGGGUCAUGGCACACUGUGGAAAGGAGGUGAGGUUUCCUUUCCUGGACGAGCGACUCGUCAAGUGGGCUAUUGAGCUCCCGGCAUGGGAGAAGUGUGACUUUAGCACACCAGCAGGAGAAGGACAUCCCGAUGCUGAGAAGAGAGUCUUGAGGCUACUGGCACAGGCAGUUGGACUCCCCUCAGUGGCCACUGAAAAGAAGCGAGCAAUCCAGUUUGGGACGAGGACUGCCAAGAUGGAGAGCGGCAGAGUCAAGGGCACCACGUCGAUUACGCUGUGA
This is a messenger RNA of Emericellopsis cladophorae, 1395 nucleotides long. RefSeq names its product asparagine synthase-like protein. Bases 1 to 1395 code for a protein of 464 amino acids. The transcript is spliced from 4 exons. The record is from RefSeq and is a predicted model, not a curated record. Gene Ontology annotation, molecular function: asparagine synthase (glutamine-hydrolyzing) activity. NCBI's taxonomy places the organism in Eukaryota, Fungi, Ascomycota, Sordariomycetes, Hypocreales, Bionectriaceae.